Messenger RNA from Monoraphidium neglectum, 567 nucleotides. RefSeq names its product ubiquitin carboxyl-terminal hydrolase 5/13. Gene Ontology annotation, biological process: protein deubiquitination. The record is from RefSeq and is a predicted model, not a curated record. The transcript has 3 exons. Gene Ontology annotation, molecular function: cysteine-type deubiquitinase activity. NCBI's taxonomy places the organism in Eukaryota, Viridiplantae, Chlorophyta, Chlorophyceae, Sphaeropleales, Selenastraceae. The coding region runs from base 1 to 567 and encodes 188 amino acids.
AUGGAGGAUCCGGACUUCAACGACCCCCUGCCACCCCCUUCCGCCGCCCCCGCCCCCGCCGCCGCGCCCGCUGCCGCCGCGCCGGACGCGGCGGCGGUGUCGAGCCUCACGGCGAUGGGCUUCGGCGAGGACGCGGCGGCGGCGGCGCUGGGCGCGUGCGGCGGCAGCCUGGAGCGCGCGGCGGACUGGCUGUUCAGCCACAUGGACGACCUCGAGUCCGCGGUCGCGGCCGCCAAGGCGGCGGCAGCAGGCGGCGGCGGUGGGGUCCCGGGUGCCAGCGGCGGUGGCGGCGGCGGCAGGGCGGCGGCGGCGCCGGCCAAGCUGGAGGACGGGCCAGGGCGCUACCGCCUCGUGGGUAUCAUCAGCCACAUGGGCAGCAGCACAGCCUGCGGGCACUACGUGGCGCACGUGUUCAAGGGGGGCCGCUGGGUCAUAUUCAACGACGAGAAGGUCGCCGCGAGCGAGGCGCCGCCCCGCAGCCUGGGCUACAUGUACAUUUACGCGCGGGAGGAUACGCCCGCAGCGCGCGCCGCGGCAUCGGCAGCGGCGGCCGGCACCAGCUCGUGA